Messenger RNA from Aspergillus caelatus, 1532 nucleotides. RefSeq names its product pectin lyase fold/virulence factor. The transcript has 6 exons. Bases 1 to 1305 code for a protein of 434 amino acids. NCBI's taxonomy places the organism in Eukaryota, Fungi, Ascomycota, Eurotiomycetes, Eurotiales, Aspergillaceae. Gene Ontology annotation, biological process: carbohydrate metabolic process. Gene Ontology annotation, molecular function: polygalacturonase activity. The record is from RefSeq and is a predicted model, not a curated record.
AUGAAUCUCCUUGCCCUGGUAACUCUGGUUAUUGCUUUUCCCGCACUGAACGUGGCUGAUGAUGUUCCUUCUGCUCCUACCAUAACUGCAUAUCCGAAAGCUCCAGGGAAUUUCAAACCAGCCCCUGGUCACCAAACCCAUGAAGGUAAAGUCUGCCAGGUCGAGCCAAACCUGGUAGAUGCUGGCCCCAGUAUUCUUGCUGCAGCCCAAGAGUGCAACAAUGGAGGCACUGUUUUUCUACCCUCCGGCGACUUUGUCAUUGCAACCGCAUUAGAUCUCACUUUCCUGAGCAACAUCGAUUUUGCCAUCUGGGGUAAUAUCAGGUUUAAACAGGAUCUCGAGCUCUGGCCGACCCAGGCAUUCCAGUACGCAUUCCAGACUGCCAGCAUGUUCUGGAGAUUUGGAGGCGAAAACGUGAACAUCUAUGGUGAUGGGAAGGGGGUGAUUGAUGGAGCUGGCCAGUUCUGGUGGAGUGCGAUGGUCCAGAAUUCUAGUGUCAUGCGUCCUUGUCUGCUAGGCACGGACGGACUGCAUCAUGCCACCAUUUCUGGGCUCACGAUGCUCAACCCCCCAGGCUGGUUUAACCUCAUUGCGAAUUCAACAGAUAUCCUCGUCAGUGAUAUGACAAUGUUGGUAGGCAGCGCAUCACCAGAUGCUCCAGCUAAGAACACGGACGGCUGGGAUAUCUACCGCAGUUCUAACGUCGUCAUCCAAGACUCGAGGAUUGUCAACACGGACGACUGUGUCUCGUUCAAGCCCAAUUCCACCCAGGUUGUCGUCCAAAAUCUAGACUGCACAGGGUCCCAUGGUAUUUCUGUCGGUAGUCUGGGCCAAUACCAAGGGGAAACAGAUCUUGUUGAGGAUCUGUACAUCUACAACGUCUCCAUGACGAAUGCGACAGACGUAGCCCGAAUCAAGGUCUGGCCUGGUGUUCCUCCCGAUGCCUCUGGCUCCACCAGCGGCGGAGGACUAGGUCGUGUCCGCAACGUUACUUACGAACACAUACAAAGCGAGAACAAUGACCACGUUAUUUCCGUCUCGCAGUGUUACUAUACUAAGAAUCAGACCAUGUGCGAUAUGUACCCCGCCAAACUUGUGAUUGAGGAUGUGCUUUUCAAGGACUUCAAGGGAACGACAUCCACGAAGUAUGAUCCUCGCAUUGGAGAGUUGACCUGUUCUAGUCCGGAUGUCUGUCACGACAUUUCUGUCCAUGAUAUCAACGUCACUACACCCAGUGGCAAUCCUCCCAUCUUUAACUGCAACAAUAUGGGAGAUUCAGAUCUUGCAGAAAUCACGUGUGCGUGAUUUUGGGGCUCUUCUAUGGAAUCUUGUGAUAUGAGGAUGCUCAAGGCGACAAAAAACGAUAGUCUGAAGAUACAUGUUCUUAUGGCGUGCAUCACUCACUUCAUAGCAAAUUUUAUCCUGUUGUCGUUGGUGUCCGGAGGCCGACACAUUUACCACAGCAUUACCUUGUAGCUUUGUUCUUUGUUAUGACGGAUAAGUCUGUCAAUGGGCAGUUGAGUUAGGUGAAA